UAUCUCUUAGGCGUUUUGUCACUCACCGGUUACUGCAGACCUUUUGAUGUAGCUGCAAAUGGUUAUUCGCGUGCUGAAACGGUGUCAGUGAUAUACCUUCAAAAGGCGAAGAAUGCGAAGAGGAUUUAUGCUAUAUGUCCGCAUAUUAAAUUAAACAGUGAUGGUUAUAAAGAAGAAGGAAUAACAUAUCCAUCGUCGUUUAUGCAAAGUAAUUUACUAACAGAAUUUUACAAUGAAUGCGGAAUACCGACAUCUUGUUUAGAUUAUGUUGAAGCACAUGGUACCGCUACCAAAGCUGGCGAUCCCCCAGAAAUUAAUGCUAUCUCUAAUGUAUUGUGUAAGAACAGAGAUAGUCCAUUAAUGAUCGGCUCUGUAAAAUCCAAUCUUGGUCAUGCUGAACCUGCUGCCGGUUUCAAUCAAAUCGCUAAGGUAAAACAACAAACUUUCCAUUUUUAUUUGUUAUUAAAAAAUUUGUUUUUAUUUCACGUAAUCACAUAUAUACUCAAAAUGAGAAAAUUUAUUUAAAAAUAUUCGUAAUAU
Wasmannia auropunctata (little fire ant) is the source of this 540-nucleotide messenger RNA. RefSeq names its product fatty acid synthase-like. Gene Ontology annotation, molecular function: fatty acid synthase activity. Lineage: Eukaryota; Metazoa; Arthropoda; Insecta; Hymenoptera; Formicidae. Gene Ontology annotation, biological process: fatty acid biosynthetic process. The annotation marks the transcript as partial. The transcript has a single exon. The record is from RefSeq and is a predicted model, not a curated record.